Messenger RNA from Neoarius graeffei (lesser salmon catfish), 1332 nucleotides. RefSeq names its product E3 ubiquitin-protein ligase TRIM35-like. The transcript has 5 exons. Gene Ontology annotation, molecular function: metal ion binding; protein binding. The record is from RefSeq and is a predicted model, not a curated record. The coding region runs from base 1 to 1332 and encodes 443 amino acids. Lineage: Eukaryota; Metazoa; Chordata; Actinopteri; Siluriformes; Ariidae.
AUGGCUUCUACAUUUUCAGAGAAGGAUUUCUCUUGUCCUAUAUGCUGUGAAAUCUUCAAGGAUCCUGUUCUCCUGCACUGCAGUCAUGGUGUGUGUAAAGUGUGUUUGCAGCAGUUCUGGGAGACCAAAGGAUCCAGAGAAUGUCCUCUUUGUAGGAGGCAGUCGUCUGUGAAAUAUCCUCCCAUAAACCUGGCCUUAAAGAACAUGUGUGAGAUUUUCUUACAGGAGAGAAGUCAGAGAUCUUCAUCAGGGUUUGAAACAGUCUGCAGUCUACAGGAGAAACUGAAGAUUUUUAAAGACUGUAAACUGGACUGGAGUCAGACUGCAGAACAUAUACAGAUUCAGGCCCAACACACAGAGUGUCAGAUAAAGGAGGAAUUUGAGAAGCUUCACCAGUUUCUACGAGAUGAAGAGGCAGUCAGGAUCACGAUGGUUAGAGAGGAAGAGGAGCAUAAGAGUCAGAUGAUGAAGGAGAAGAUUGAGAAGCUGAGCAGAGACAUAUCAUCUCUUUCAGAGACAAUCAGAGCUAUAGAAGAGGAGAUGAGCACUGAAGAUGUCUCAAUAUUACAAAACUACAAGGCCACAAUGAAAAAAACCCAGUGCACACUGCAGCCUCCAGAUGAGCUUUCAGGAGCACUGAUCCAUGUGGCAAAACAUCUGGCCAACCUGCAGUUCAGAGUCUGGGAAAAGAUGCAGGACGCUGUCCAAUACACCCCUGUAACUCUGGACCCCAACACUGUUCAUCCUAAACUUAUUGUAUCUGAUGAUCUGACCAGUGUGAGACUCAAUGAUGAGAAACAGAAGCUUCCUGAUAAUCCAGAAAGAUUUGGUUAUAAAUAUCGAUGUAUCCUGGGAUCUGAGGGCUUUAACUCAGGGACACACUGCUGGGAUGUUGAAGUUGGAGACUGUACAUGGUGGAGUGUGGGCGUGAUGACAGAAUCUGCUCAGAGGAAGGGGGAGAUAACCUCCAGAAGUGGAAUCUGGCGUCUGGGGUAUUAUGAUGGCAUACAUUUUGUUGGUUCUAAACCACAUCCAGUCAAUCUUCUCUCAGUAACACAGAAACUCCAGAGGAUCAGAGUGAAGUUGGACUGGGAUGGAGGAAUGCUGUCAUUCUUUGACCCUCUCACUUAUACACACUUACACACUUUCAUAGACUUACCCACUUUCGCGCACACACCCAAUUUCACACACUUACACACUUACACACACUUAUACACUUUCACACACAUAUUUACUGAUAAAUUAGUGCCAUUCCUACAUGCUGGUUGUAAAGAAUCUCCUCUAAAGAUCCUCCCACUUCAGUGCUCUGUCAGAAUGAAUCAGAUCAGUUAG